Molecule: messenger RNA, 951 nt
Organism: Exophiala bonariae
Lineage: Eukaryota; Fungi; Ascomycota; Eurotiomycetes; Chaetothyriales; Herpotrichiellaceae
Exons: 5
Coding region: 1-951 (316 amino acids)
Molecular function (GO): oxidoreductase activity; copper ion binding
Source: RefSeq, a predicted model, not a curated record
AUGCGUCGUCGGUCGACAGGUACAAAGAGCCACUAUGGAUCAUGCAUUUGGUGCGAUUAUAACAUCGAUACUGAUGAUGCAACCGAAGUUCCCAAUACUGGUGUUACUCGGGAAUACUGGCUCGAACUCACCGAUGUGAUGGUGGCUCCCGGUGGAGUAUCGAGAUCUGCAGUCGCUAUCAAUGGGUCGAUUCCAGGGCCGACUCUCUUUGCCGAUUGGGGUGAUACGAUGGUCGUCCACCAGAACUUCACCGUUCAGAACGAUGGUGUGGUCGCAAUCACACACGCUCAGACUAGUGGGCCCCCAACUUUAGAUAACGGUCUGAUCAAUGGCACAAACGUUUAUGGUGACGACGAAUCCGACAGCCAGACAGGAACUCGUUUCAGCACAGACUUCACCUCUGGAACUUCUUACCGGCUCCGCCUGGUCGACGGUGCAAAUGAUACCGUGUUAAAGUUCUCUAUCGACAAUCAUACUCUGACUGUGAUCAGUGCAGAUUUUGUUCCUAUUCAGCCCUACGAUACAACAAUGCUGACCAUUAGUCAAAUAUAUGACGUGAUAGUCACAGCUGAUCAGGCCGAUAUUGCGGAUAGUUUCUGGAUGCGCGCCAUUCCACAGCUAGCCUGUUCCGACAAUGACAGUACCGACAACAUCAAGGGGAUUGUGUUCUAUGACGGCUCGACGACCACACCCACCACUACCGGCUAUAGCUAUACGGACAGUUGUAACGAUGAGGAUGUUGUCAACCUCGUACCCGUUGUCUCCAAGACCGUCGAUUCGACUUUCACGAAAAAGGACGAGCCCGUCACUCUGGGCGGAAACAGUGACAGUCUAUUUCGUUGGUUCAUGAACGGCACGUCGAUGGAUGUAGAUUGGGAGACCCCGACCCUUCUACAAGCGUACAACAACAGCACAAGCUUACAACAACAGCACAAGCUUCGCGAGCUCUAG